UCAAGAAAACAUAAAAACAAGGAACUUAAGAAACAUGUAUGGUAGAAACCCUAACAUACUCACUGGAGUCCUCCAAAACCCACAUGCCACCUGAGUGUAAACCACCACUACACCACCGGAGACGCUCCGACCACCACCACGCCACCGGAGACGAUGCUUAUUAUACACUCAGAUCUUCGAUUUGAAGCAAUUACAUUCUGAUCAUUCUGUCAUGUUAAUCGGAAAUCCAUAGUGUUUUCGUUGUUGUGAUGUUCAUGAUUUCAGCUUCAGAUCUAGAUUUGAAUCCGCAUUUCAUGUUGUACACGCUUAUUAUACACUCAGAUCUUCGAUAUCGGUAGAGAGAAAAUGGCUGGAAAGGGUGGUAAGGGUCUGUUGGCUGGAAAACAUCUGCGGCUGCAGCUAACAAGGAAAAGGAUAAGAAGAGACCGAUGUCUCGGUCUGCUAGAGCUGGUCUACAGACAUCACGUACAAGGUUAUCCUUCUAUCCACAUCUUACGCAGGGGAGUGAUAUAAAUUCAGGAGCAAGUGGUAAGGAGAACAGAGGAAAAUUUCUGAUGACCACAACACCACAAUUGAUUUCUUGCCAUUUUCCAGCUUAAAACGCAGACACCAUGGAUUCAUCAGGCAUUGGUGAGUCGGACACUACGGGCCCUAUGCCCAUCGUAUCAGACGACCGAGUAUCAUCGGAGCAUGAGGUACACACUUCGGGUGUUACCAGCACGGAUGAGGAUGAUUUUCAGCCCUUCGCGCUACCUGAUGCUGUCAACGAGCCCGCUGAUAGCCCUCUUGCGGGGAUUUGCCGCUCGUGGAGAUCCCUGCCCCUAUACCUCUUGCCGCUUAUCCUGUUCUUGAUAUGCUCCUCGACGCCGACGCUGAUUACGACGUCGAUUUGUUUGAUGACGAGCCCCUAGAAGAUGAUAUUGAGGGCGAGGCCCUUAUAGCUGACGGUGGUCUUUUGCUGCUCGCAGAUGCUCCAGCUGAGGAGUCAACUGCUCAUUCACCAGUCCCAGACUCUUUCGAGUCUUUGGCCUCUGCACCAUCGCACACUCAGGGUGCGCAGCACUAUUCUCAUGCCUCAGAUCCUGAUAGAGCAUCAUCCGCUGCCCCUGCCCCUAGCUACGCCUUUGAUCACGACCUUGAUGAGGAUUCCGACCCUAUCUUUCCACCUGGGUUUAAUCCGGACCAGUACAUUGAGUUUAUACCCCUCGAUCAGCCUAUGGAGGACCCGGUUGACCCAGUUGACCCUGUUGACCCUGCGUUUGCUGACCACGCAGAUUUUGAGAUAGAGUUCGAUGACCUAGAGCCUGCCAUGGCUCCCAAGCCGGUAGCCACUCCUGACCCUGUGUUUGAGCAUGACCCUGUUCAUGCUGGCGUACCCAUUGUUGACCCUGUGAUUGCUGAUCUACCUGUUGAUGAUCACCCUGUUGAUGCUCCGCUAUUAGAGGGUGAUUAUGUUGUUGCUGCUGAUCAGGCUGAUGCCCCCUCAUCGCUGACGUACCCGCUGAGCGUGUUGAUGUCGCUCCUCUCCCUGAUCAUGUUCCUUUGGAGCCCGAUCAUGCGCUAUUCGCGACCCGUAUUGAUCCCCAUUAUUCGCACACCCAGAAUGGGUGGAUUGAUGCUGAUGAUGAGCACCCACCUUUUCCCCCACAUACCACCGAUGCACGUCACAUGGAUUUCCCUUUUUCAUUCGCUCAAUUCACAACUUCAGCUCGACCUGGAGAGGGUUCAUCGGCUCAUCCCUUUGUACAUGUGCCGACAUCUAUCCUAGUUAUACCACAGUUUUCUUUUGCUAUUCCCCAUGUUCCACCAUUUUCUGUGCCACCUUUUACCCCAGCGAGUGAGCCAUUCUUUUGGACGUCACCACCUAUUAUGCCACCAUCCGACCCCUACCAUCCUUUUCAUAUGGGGUAUUCUAUUGAGGACAUUUUUAUGUCGUUUGUUCUCCAGCAGGAGGCACUCACACGGCGUAUACAGGAGCUCGAGAGAGCUCAGCCACCGCCAUGCCAGUGUCAGGGCCAGACCCACCCUUCUAUUUCG
Messenger RNA from Helianthus annuus (common sunflower), 2037 nucleotides. RefSeq lists its product as uncharacterized. NCBI's taxonomy places the organism in Eukaryota, Viridiplantae, Streptophyta, Magnoliopsida, Asterales, Asteraceae. The coding region runs from base 854 to 1768 and encodes 304 amino acids. The transcript is spliced from 5 exons. The record is from RefSeq and is a predicted model, not a curated record.